GAUUUCCGUGAAAAGCAGACUAGAGGGUUUUCGUAAUUCUAGUUCAGAGGCAGCAUUUGUUUUUGGACAGCAGGUCAUCUUUUAUAUGGUUGGUCUCACUAAUGCGAUUGGUUCAUUUUUGUGUGACUUGCGUUUCAGAUCAUAUCAACACCCGCAGGAGUCAUUGACACUGAAUGCAAUUUGUGCGCUUUGAACACAAUAUCACUAUGGAAGGAAAUACCGCUUUAGAUCAUAUACUAGCCACCUUACGAAGUGGCGAUACCGGUGGUAUCUGGCAACAGAAAGAUAAUCCUGACGUUCAAGCGCUGUUGCUUUCAGCAUUGACUGCGGCAAAGUCAGCCGGCGUGCCUCCUUCAAACGAUUCUCAGAGUGCCGUCUCUCUGCAUGAAAUUGAGAAACGGAAGUACGAUUCACUAGACAAUGGCGACUUUACAAAAGAUUCUCCUGACAGUGGCAGUGCAUCGAGCGAUAACGGAACAACCUCUAGUAAAGAGAAAAACUCUUUAGCAUAUAAAUCCAGAAAACCUGGCAGAAAGCCAUUGGUUGAAAAGGAAACAGAGGUUGCGGAUGAUCCAAAAUCCAAACGUAAAGCUCAAAACCGAGCAGCUCAACGAGCGUUUCGUGAGCGUAGGGAGAAUCGAGUGAAGGAGCUGGAAGACCGGAUAAAAGAACUGGAGAAACGAGCAUCCGAACCGCCGUCCGAACAACUGAAAAAGGAGAACGAAAAACUUAAAGACGUUAUCAAACGACUGCAGGCUGAAAAUGCCAUUCUCAAUGGAGCCGCGGCUUCUUUUGAUUUCCCUUUGUCGAAGCUCGGUGAACUCGUCGAUCAGACCAAUGUGCGUCCGCAGAAAUUAAUGAAAUCUUCCGUCGAACCACUAUUUUCAUCUCCAGAUUCCGACUCGUUUUCGUCUCCUUACUAUACACACGACAGCCCGAAUUCGUCCAAAAGCGACACACCCGAAACCUACCGUGCUGGGUCAACAUCAUCGUUCUCUACCGGUUUCUCUGCAGAGUUACUGGGCUUUGAUCGCGACAGUACCAAUGCUUUGAAUGCGUUUGCAUACGACGCAGAUCAGUUGCUUGGUACCAGUGGUUUGGUUCAUUCGGGGGCUGAGAUCAAUUACGAUAACAAACCAGAGGCUCUCCUCAAUUAUGGCGAUCCGCUAGCCAAUUCCAUAUAUACCGAAACACCGGUGCCGCUGGUCUUUGACGAUAACUGGAAUCAAUUCAAUGACUAUGCCCUGAACAACAGCACCUUCAAGGACAUUCAAUCCACGCCUUUGGACAGCAAACAAGUUCAGCCAUCGACCGAAUGCAAUCAAGCAUCCGCGAACAAAGCUGAGGAGCCACCUUCAAUAACAAAGACAUGGGAAAAGCUAAUGGAGCAUCCUCGCUACGAGGAAUUCGAUAUCGAUGUGCUCUGCGAAGAAAUGAAGAAAAAGGCAACCUGCACCUCUUUAUCACAUGACCAGCACCUUGAGCAGACGUUGGAAAAGAUGUAUCCGGUGAAUCAGGACUAGGAAUAUAGUCAAUCAAAGCGUAUUUAAUCGUUCUUCAAUCCUUUUGUUCUUGAAUAAAAUCUCUUCUUUUUUUUUUUUU
Messenger RNA from Radiomyces spectabilis, 1602 nucleotides. RefSeq lists its product as uncharacterized. Gene Ontology annotation, molecular function: DNA-binding transcription activator activity, RNA polymerase II-specific; transcription cis-regulatory region binding. Gene Ontology annotation, cellular component: RNA polymerase II transcription regulator complex. Lineage: Eukaryota; Fungi; Mucoromycota; Mucoromycetes; Mucorales; Radiomycetaceae. Bases 174 to 1523 code for a protein of 449 amino acids. The transcript is spliced from 4 exons. The record is from RefSeq and is a predicted model, not a curated record.